Molecule: messenger RNA, 1522 nt
Organism: Ylistrum balloti
Lineage: Eukaryota; Metazoa; Mollusca; Bivalvia; Pectinida; Pectinidae
Product: protein arginine methyltransferase NDUFAF7, mitochondrial-like
Exons: 10
Coding region: 59-1381 (440 amino acids)
Biological process (GO): mitochondrial respiratory chain complex I assembly
Cellular component (GO): mitochondrion
Molecular function (GO): protein-arginine omega-N symmetric methyltransferase activity
Source: RefSeq, a predicted model, not a curated record
UCCUCGUUGGUGAAACGUGACCUCCAGCACAUUUCAGAAUCAAAACAAUUUAACGAAUAUGCGGUUGUAUCGAUUAUUUCGAGUGGCCAAAAGAUAUUCCCAUAGAUGUUUCUGUACAGCUACACAAUCUCAACAGCCUACAGAUCUCACAAAGUACCUGACAUCUCGUAUCCAAGUCAAUGGGCCAAUGUCCGUGGCAGAAUACAUGAAGGAGGUCCUCACUAACCCUGUAUCUGGUUACUACAUGAAGAAGGAUGUGUUUGGACAAGAGGGUGACUUCAUUACUUCACCGGAAGUUAGCCAAAUGUUUGGCGAGCUCCUUGGGAUAUGGUGCAUUAACGAGUGGAUGAAGUCAGGGAUGCCGCCUUUAUUCCAGUUAGUUGAGCUGGGGCCUGGACGGGGAACACUUGCUGAUGACAUGCUGCGGACAUUUGCUCAGUUUCCAGCCUUCGGAGAAAAAGUUAGUUUACAUUUGGUUGAAGUAAGUCCUAAGAUGUCACAGCUACAAGAAGAGAAAUUGACAGGCAACCCAGGGAAGGUGGUCGAGGGUGAUGUAGAUAAUGUAGAACCUCCAUACAAAACAGCAAAGUCUAGACAUGGACCAAAUGUUAGCUGGUAUAAGGAUCUACGAGAAGUCCCUAAAGGAUUUUCCUGUUAUAUAGCAAAUGAAUUCUUUGAUGCACUACCAAUUUUUAAAUUUCAUAAAACAGAAGAAGGAUGGCGUGAAGUUAUGAUUGAUGUUAAUACCAGAAAAUCAAAUGAAGAUGAGAUAGCUGCUGGUAAGGCAGAUGCAGAUUUCAAAUAUGUCCUUGCUGGUGGUCAAACAUUCCCAGCAAAAGCAUUUUUAAAGCAUAUAGAGCCAAAUGACCCACGUAACCAUGUAGAAGUUUCACCAGUAAGCGGGGUCGUUGUAAUGGAGUUAGCAAAGAGAAUAGAAGAGGAAGGGGGUUUUUCUCUCAUCACAGACUAUGGCCAUGAUGGAGAUAAAACAGACACAUUUAGAGCAUUUAAGAAUCACAAACAGCAUAAUGCACUAAAGGAUCCUGGGACAGCUGAUUUGACAGCCGAUGUGGACUUUGCUUACCUUAAGUCAAUGGCAGAACCAAUAGCUAGAGUCUUUGGUCCUGUAUCUCAGUCUGAAUUUCUUCACAACAUGGGCAUUCUUGCCAGACUAAAGAUUUUAAUCAAAAAUAGCAAAGACGAAGAGACAGCCAAAACAUUGUUGAGCCAAUAUCAUAUGUUAACACACCCUGAGAAGAUGGGAAUCAGAUUUAAAUUCAUGGCCUUAUUAAAUAAUGAGAUUGAAAAGGAAUACAUACCAUCAGGUUUCAUAGACCCAUCCCAAUAUUGUCCCUUUGAGAAUGAGACCCCAUCAGAGUGAAAUGAUCCACAUAUUUAAUGUUAUUGUUGUGAUUACCUGUUUCAUGUAACUUUUUAACUGUGUCUUAAAUCAAGAUCAGUUGAAUUGAAAAAAUAGUACUGCAUAAAACUUGUUAUUAAUAAAACUCAUUUGCUGAACAAA